Messenger RNA from Pyrenophora tritici-repentis Pt-1C-BFP, 2433 nucleotides. NCBI's taxonomy places the organism in Eukaryota, Fungi, Ascomycota, Dothideomycetes, Pleosporales, Pleosporaceae. The record is from RefSeq and is a predicted model, not a curated record.
AUGGCUGCUAGGACCGGGGACGAGUCGUCUUCGUUGCUUGCUUCCUCUGAGCCCUCGCUGCUCUCGGCCCCCGACCACGACGAAUCGUUGCCUAGUGUAGCCAAUCUUCCCAGUACCAACAAGACUCGUCGUAGAACAGGUGACGCCGACCGUAGCAGCACGACGCUCGGUGUAGCCUCUGGUGGACAGGAAGAAUGCCGCUUCGAGGCAAGAUUCGCCGCAAGUGGCCUUGACCCUUCUACCGCUGGUGCGCCACUGUUUGACAGUUCAACCUCUUCGAGCAGCACGCUAGACGAUAAUGAAGCCUCUGAAGACGAAGGCCUACAAGAUAUGAAGACUAACCCCGCCGAUAACUCGCCCUAUGCCCAAGUCAGAGCAUCGGUAGCUGCUACCGACGACUUUUCCCUUUCUAUUGAUACCCCACGCAUGUGGUUCCUGUCCAUCCUAUUCUCUAUUGCUGGUUCUUCAACCAACCUGUUCUUUUCCCUACGAUACCCUAGCGUCAGCCUUACUCCUAUCAUUGCACUCUUACUCGUCCACCCUCUCGGUCUGCUUUGGGACCAACUUUUAAAACGACACGAUGAUCCCGAAGAAACUUUCAUCGAUGGAUCUGUCCAAAGAACCCCCUCACAAACAAAAGUCACCUGGAAUCGACGGUUUGGAAUUUCAUCCGGCCUUGGAUUGUUUCCGGUGACUUUCGAUUGGGCGCAGAUUGCUUACAUAGGAUCCCCCUUGAUUACGCCUUUUUGGGCCGCAAUGAAUAUUCUCGGCGGUCUUGUAGGCGUCAUGUGGAUCGCGGCGCCGAUUAUGUACUACAAGAACGUACUCUACUCUUCGUAUAUGCCCAUUCUCUCAUCUGCCGUUUGGGAUAACCGCGGAAAGCCGUACGAUGUCAGCAAGAUCCUGACUGAUAACUUCUUAUUUGACGAAGAAGCGUACAAGCGCUACAGUCGAGUCUACCUUCCGAUCACAUACGUCUUAAGUUACGCACUCCAGUUCGCCGGUCUUACUGCCCUGCUCUCGCAUACUGGAUUGUGGUACGGCAAGGACAUUUGGAGACAGUGGCGCAGCUCAUGGGCUGAGAUCCGGAAGGAAGCGGCAACAGACUAUCAGCCAUUAAUGAACAACUCGGAGACCAAUGGUCGCACCACAUCCCCAGCCAUGCUUCGGCACAGGCCUAGCACAACCUCCGACCGGGACGUUGAGAAUCUGCUAUCCGCAGAAGAUGUACACAACCGGCUCAUGCGGCGAUACAAUGACGUACCGAUUACCUGGUACAUUUUGACUGGUAUCAGUAUGACAGCCGUUGGCAUGUUCGUUGUCGAGUACUACCCUGUUCAUCUACCGUGGUACGGACUUUUACUCGCACUUGGCAUAGGUGCAGUCCUGUUCAUCCCCAUUGGCAUCGUAAUGGCUAUUACGAACCAACAGAGUAGCAUCUAUCUCAUCUGUCAACUGCUUUGCGGCGUCUUAUUCCCCGGCCGACCCGUCGCAAACAUGGUCUUUACGACCUUUGGCUACAUCUCGGCUACCCAAGGUCUAAAGUUUGCCUCGGACCUCAAGCUAGGUCACUACAUGAAGAUACCGCCAAGAAUCCUCUUCAAACUCCAGUUAUCCGUAACCAUCAUAUCCAGUCUAACGCAGAUUGGUGUGCUCAAUUGGAUGCUAAAUAACAUCCCCGGUAUCUGUACACCAGAUGCUAUCAACGGUUUCAACUGCCCCAUCGCCCGCGUCCACUUCAACGGCAGUAUCCUCUGGGGUGUCGUCGGGCCCGGAAAGUUCUUCGGCCCAGGCGCACUCUACCAACACCUUAUCUGGGCCUUCCCCGUCGGAGCCAUCGCACCAGUCAUCAUCUACCUUCUCGCACGCGGAAAUCGCAAGUCAAUACUCAGCAAAGUGAACCUCGCAGUCGUGUUCGGCAGCUUGAGUUGGAUCCCGCCAGCGACCGGUCUCAAUUUCUCCGUCUGGGCCAUAGUAUGCUAUAUAUUCAACUACGAGAUCAAGAACCGCAGAAACGCUUGGUGGAAGAAGUACAACAUGAUGCUCAGCGCAGCAUUAGACUCCGGGCUGGCUUUCGGAGUGGUUGUCAUAUUCUUCGGCAUUGUGUAUCCCGGCUGGAUGAGCGGGUUCAAGUGGUGGGGUACUGAGGUGUACAAGCAGGGCUGCGAUUGGCAAGCCUGCCCUUACAAAGAACUGCCCAAAGGCGAGACCUUCGGGCCUAGAAAAUGGUGAUUACUCGCGACGGACUUUGUUAGAGUUAUUGGAUGUAGUAGACGUGUUGUAUGUCGGCGUUUCUUGGAGUAGGUGGGAUAGAUGAAGACUUUGGUCUGGAUAGACCGACCAAGUUGUUUGUUGACAGACAUCUUUACAUGCGCGGCUUACUCUUAUCAACAUCAUUAGACUUUCUUGAAUGAUAUCAUUGAAUUAUCCUUA